UUGCUUCCCUGUUUACGAACAUCGUGACAGGAGACGCUUUAUUGUACUACAAAAUUAUGCUUUGUUGUUAUUUGCAAAUGGCGAUCAUGUAAAAGUUUAUUGGUGAGUUUUCUGUCUUUAGUUAGUUUUGCACGUCCGGUGCGUUUAUAAAGUUCGACCAUUAACAGUAGUUUUGACGAAUUGACGCAACGUGUGACAUGUAGUCUGCCUGUAGUUUGCGCUGUGUCGCUAGAAGUUUCCAUACAUUUCCACUACAAAAUUGGAGUGUGGCCUUUUUAACACGCACAAAAACAUUUUUUGUACGGAUGGCCACGGCUGCAGAGGCAGAGGAACCCCAGGGGCUGCAGAGCUACGCUGGAAAUUCAACUGAGGGCACGAAAGAGAUUCCAGCAGUUGGUCCCGCUGCGGUGGCGAGGAAAACCAUUGGUCACCGUGGAGUGGAUCAGAGUGGGGUGACUGUGUACAAAAAGACGCCCUCCUGGGCCCUGCAAGGCUCCAUCCAGUUGGGCAUCACCCACACCGUGUGCAGCUUGGCACAGAAACCCGAGAGAGACGUGCUGCUGCAGGACUUUGAAGAGGUGGAGACCAUCUACUUCCCUGAUGAAGGCAGCAGCCACACACCCGCACACCACUAUGGAGACUUCACCUUCAAGACCUACGCCCCGAUGGCAUUCCGCUACUUCAGGGAGAUGUUUUGCAUCCAGCCUGAUGACUACAUGUGUUCUCUGUGCAGCGAGGACCUUAUUGAGCUGUCUAACCCGGGAGCCAGCGGCUCACUCUUCUACCUCUCCAACGACGAUCAGUUCAUCAUUAAGACGGUGCAGCGCAAAGAGGCCGAAUUUCUGCAGAAGCUCCUCCCGGGAUACUUCAUGAACUUGAACCAGAACAAGCGCACCUUACUGCCCAAGUUCUACGGCCUCUACUGCAUCCAGUCGCGAGGUUCAAAUUCAAACAUCCGCAUCGUGGUCAUGAACAACCUGCUGCCCUCCUCCGUCCAGCUGCAUCUCAAGUUCGACCUCAAGGGCUCCACCUACAACCGCCGCGCCUCCUCCAAGGAGAGAGCCAAGACUUUGCCCACCUACAAGGACCUGGACUUCUUGCAGGACAUGCCGGAGGGCAUGCUGCUGGACGCCGACAUGUACAACGCUUUCUGCAAAACAGUCCAGAGGGACUGCCUGGUCUUGCAGAGUUUUAAGAUCAUGGACUACAGUCUCCUGGUUGGUAUUCACAUCAUCGAUCAGGCCAGUCGAAAGCUGGCGCAAGGGGAGUCAGCGGCCGCCCCGAGAAGGAAGCCGCAGAACCAGAAGUUCUUGUACAACACGCCCAUGGAGGCCAUCCAGGCGGAAGGAAGGAGCCUGGGCUCGACGGACAGCGACGAUCCCACGGGAGGGAUUCCAGCACGCAACUCCAAAGGCGAAAGACUGCUAGUGUACAUUGGCAUCAUUGAUAUUCUGCAGUCAUACAGGUUUAUCAAGAUGCUGGAACACACGUGGAAAUCUCUGGUUCAAGAUGGGGAUACAGUGUCAGUGCACAGACCGGGUUUUUAUGCGGAACGAUUCCAGAAGUUCAUGUGCAACACUGUCUUCAAGAGAGUCCAAUUAAAGACAUCCCCUUCCAAGAGGCGACACAGCACUCUCAGGAAGUCGGACAGCGCCGGAGCUCCGUCGGCAGAAGCGAGCAGCAGCAAAAACCAGAACGAGCAGCCCGUCAAGACCCAAAAGGAGAACGGCAAAGAAGGCGAGGGCCAAGACAACGGUGUAAAAGUGGCAACUACAUCCAAUGCAGCCAGUGCUGAGAAUGCAACAAGCUGAUCUCCUCAUCCAAGUGUGCUGAUGAACAUUACAAAUACAUUCAGUCAUUCUAACCUUUUUUACUGCACUUUGAUUCCGUGAGAGCCUUAAGAUAGCGCUGUAGCUUGAUGUAAGACUGUUGCUUAUCUCAGAGGAAUGGUUUAACGCCCAAUCAAAGAGUAUUCCUGCCCUUGGUGUAAUUAGCUAAGGCAGACAAGACGUUAUAUGGUGUUAGACAUGGACUCAUUGAGUGACGACUUGCUUUAUUUUUGCCUCUUAAGCCAUGUAGGGGAAAAAAUAAAUGGACCAAGCUAGCAAUAUUCACAUGGAAAAAGUGCCGAGAUUGAAUGCAAGUUAUUAUGAAAGUGCCUAAAAUAACCAAAUAUUAUCUAUACAUUGGAAAUAAUGUAUACAAUGCACUAAAAACAACUGCAUUCCACAUUUAGGCUUACAUAGUUUCUAUAUGUACAUAUCAUGUUUGUUUUAUUCCAGUGUGAAACCUUUAAUCAUCUUAAAUUCAUAUGUUUACAAUUUUAAUAUCUGUAAACACUGUUGUGUUACUAAAGGUACAAAAUUUACUGUACAUACAAUAACAUUAAGGAGCAGUUAUUUAUUGAGUCGUUCUUUGAAUGCUAUGCAAUGCAAUGUUUUGUUUACGCAAUUUAAAGGCUUUGGAAAGGGUGCAAUACAUUAAGUUGAUUGAGAGAAUAAUCAAUAUUUGGGGUUAUGACUAAUUUAUCCUGUAGAAAGUGCCUUAUUUUACUAUAUGGACCUAAAUAUUUAUUACAGUGUAUUAUUGUAUUCUUGCUCAUCUUUUUUAAAUGUAUGCUUAACACUGUGACGGUAUUGAACAUUUGACUUUAUAUUGCAUUUAUGGUACUUUGUAAAUAAAGUUGCAUUGACUUUUCA
Messenger RNA from Dunckerocampus dactyliophorus (ringed pipefish), 2699 nucleotides. RefSeq names its product phosphatidylinositol 4-phosphate 5-kinase type-1 alpha-like. Gene Ontology annotation, biological process: phosphatidylinositol metabolic process. Bases 306 to 1811 code for a protein of 501 amino acids. Gene Ontology annotation, molecular function: phosphatidylinositol kinase activity. The transcript has 13 exons. NCBI's taxonomy places the organism in Eukaryota, Metazoa, Chordata, Actinopteri, Syngnathiformes, Syngnathidae. The record is from RefSeq and is a predicted model, not a curated record.